AUGACCGUACCAACUAGCACCCGAAGGUGCGGGGAGAUGACUGUGGAACAGGUCGCCGAGAUCUGCCAGGCUCGAGAGCUAUUCAAAAGCCCCCAUUUGAACGCCAAACUGCUGCUGCAUGGACAGGGCUUUACCAAGAUGUGCGAUCUCAGCCAGUACUUCAAUGUUAAAUUCCUCAGCCUCGACUUCAACAUGAUCAGCGUUAUUGAAGGCCUAGAGUAUCUCUCGCAGCUUACAGCUCUCCAUCUACAGAGCAAUCAACUCACGAUGAUAUCAGGACUUGAGCGCAACGUCAAUCUGAGGGUACUCAACCUCAGCGACAACCACAUAAAGGAGAUCGGCGAUGGGAUGAAGAAUCUUGUGAAUUUGUCGAACCUCAACUUGUCCAAGAAUGAACUCAGUGAUUUCCACCAGGCCGUUGAUGACUUGUCGCAUUGUCCACUGACUACACUAGAUCUUGGCAGCAACAACCUGGCUGAAUUCGACUGUCUCGAGGAGUUCUCAGAGAAACUGAAUGGCCUGAGGUGCUUGUACUUACAUAGGAACCCGGGCGUUAGAGCAGUUAAGCACCUCCGCAAAAGGCUCAUUUCGAUGCUACCACAUCUCAACUACCUGGAUGAUAGGUGGUCAUUGAAUCCCUCCAGCGUUGGGAUCGUUGAUGUUAUCAGGCCUGUAUCAGCUUUCGAGCGUCUGGGGGGAAAUAUCGACCGGAGGCAGUUUAUAAAGGAAAGUGAGAUGAGAGAUUCCCAAUGGGAGGAUCGACAAAAACAAAUCACCAGGUAG
Messenger RNA from Perkinsus marinus ATCC 50983, 783 nucleotides. Its product is annotated as leucine-rich-repeat protein 4.3, putative. The transcript has a single exon. NCBI's taxonomy places the organism in Eukaryota, Perkinsozoa, Perkinsida, Perkinsidae. Gene Ontology annotation, molecular function: protein binding. The record is from RefSeq and is a predicted model, not a curated record. Bases 1 to 783 code for a protein of 260 amino acids.